This is a messenger RNA of Hyposmocoma kahamanoa, 3183 nucleotides long. RefSeq names its product protein toll-like. The coding region runs from base 24 to 2990 and encodes 988 amino acids. The transcript has 10 exons. Gene Ontology annotation, molecular function: transmembrane signaling receptor activity; protein binding. NCBI's taxonomy places the organism in Eukaryota, Metazoa, Arthropoda, Insecta, Lepidoptera, Cosmopterigidae. Gene Ontology annotation, cellular component: membrane. The record is from RefSeq and is a predicted model, not a curated record. Gene Ontology annotation, biological process: immune response; toll-like receptor signaling pathway.
ACUCAACUUAACAAACGAAACCAAUGAGAAACCUAACAGCACUACUCAUUCUAUGGACAUUUUUCGAAAUACGUGCCAGCCCCGAAGAGUGCGACUGCCAAGUUAAACACGAUGUGGCUUGGUGCUGCGGGGGUAGGGUGAAGGUCAGUCGGAGCGGGGGGUUUUGGGAGGUCAAAUGUCAGAAAGGCGACAUAUCCUGCGAUACGCUCCCACGACUGGAGUUCGGCGCAAACAGCACCAUUGACCUGCGUGUCGAUCACUGCUCGCUGGCUUCGCUGCAGUGCCUGCCGCAGCGGCUUGCCGCCGCCGAUGUACGUCACUUGGAGUUGUACUGCACCCAGGGUGUGAACCUCACGACGGACUUGGUGAAGGAGAUGGACUUGGAUACUUUUCAGUUUGUUGGUGAAGAUGAAUCUGUCUCAAUGAAUUUCCCCCGCGAACCCCUCUCGCAGCAUCCCAAACUCUACUCGAUAACCUUCAAAGAGGUCACUCUGUCCCUCCACACGGGUGACUUGGACGCCUUCUCAGCCCUCCAAUUCCUCAUGCUGACUGACACUCACGUGAGGAACAUCCCUCUGAAGCUAUUCAGGAACGUCAGCAAUCUGGAAGAGCUGACGCUGAAUAGAAACGAGAUCGAAGAGAUUCCUGAUGAUUUGUUUGAUGGUUUGUCCCACCUGCGCGUCGUACAUGUAAGUAGCAACAGGCUGACGUCUCUGGCGUUCCUGACGCGAGUCAAUCUCCCGACGCUGACGACGGUCGACGUCGCUGACAACCGGCUGAUGGGCUUGCCGAGACUAAGUUCGCUCACCGGUUUGGCGGAGCUACAUCUCCACUCUCAAAAGGGCCUCAAUCAUUCACAACCCUUCGUAGUCUCCCCACUCGCUCUCGCGAACCUCGUCCACCUUACAAAACUAUCCCUGCGCGCCUGUCGUCUGUCCGAAUUGCCGAACGAUAUGUUGCACAACUCCUUCGCAAUCAAAGACAUCGACCUAUCGCAAAAUGAAUUGGAGACUCUUCCUCUCGGACUGUUCAGAGACCUGCACAAUCUAGAAACCUUAAAUCUAGACGAGAACCACUUCGCGUCGCUGCCACCUGACGUUUUUGCAGGUCUUACGGCGCUGAGGACUCUGUCGUUACGACAUAACCGCAUCGAGGAGUUGUCAAAAGGAAUCAUAUCCACCUUAACCUCCCUUCACGCACUCCACCUGUCCCACAACGCAAUCCACAAGAUGGCGUCGAUGUCACUCCCUGACAGUCUCCAAGUGCUGGACUUGGACCACAAUCAACUCAACUUAGACGACUCCAGCGCUUCAGACGAUAGCACUAUAAAUAACUACACUACGCUCAAGGGCCUCCUAUCUCUCCGGGAACUAUCAAUCUCGCACAAUCGCCUCACUAGAAUCCCUCCGGACCUCUCUAACCUGAAGAAAUUGAGAGCGGCUAAUUUGUCGCACAAUCAUAUCACGGCGAUAUGGGACGGCGGUGACACUCGUGCGGGGAUUCGAUGGUGGAAUGGGUCGGAAAAGAUCACGAACCUCCACCUCCUCAGUACCCACAUCACCAUAGACUUACGACACAACCAAAUUUCCACUAUAGAUAUUAAGAACCCCACCGAAGACGACACUGAUCAUACUAUAAACAGAGUUAUCCUUCUUGAUAACAACCCUUUGAAUUGUGAUUGUAAACUUUACAAUCUCGCUAAGAACCUACAAGGACAUAGAACCGAGACUGCAAUUUACAAACUUGGUGAUUCCGAAUGCGCCUCGCCAGAAAGCUUUAAAGGAGAACUAGUCAAAACUUUACCUUUAAAAAAUUUUAUUUGUCAAAUAGCCGAGAAAUACAACUGCUCCAACAACUGUGAAUGCCAAUAUAGACCUUACACUAACGCAAUAGAACUCAACUGUAUUGCUGAGCCAGAUAUAUACCCCGAUUUAAUACCAAACGCAAUGUACGAAAUCAGUUUUCGUCAAGUUUCGAAAUCACUUGCUUUGAAUACACCGGGUGUCCGUAAAGUGAAUCUUUCCGGGCUCGCAAUGCAUGAGAUACCGAUUGUUAUCCCGAACACGGUCGAAGAAUUGGACUUGAGUAACAACAGUUUGAGCAGAAUACCAGCGGAACUGCUGGAGAAGAAUGUCAUUUUAAGUCUUGCCGGGAACCCGUUUGAAUGCGACUGCUGGCACAAAGAUGAUAUUCGUAAUCUUCAGAACCACUCCUCCAAAAUCAGAGACUGGGAAGUCACAACUUGUUCAGAUAAAAUACCAAUCCGAACAGUAAAUCCUGAACAACUGUGCAGCACGUUGCUGGCCGCAGCCGUCGGCGGGACCUUUGCGCUGAUCGGUGUGCUCAUCGCAGCGACGACUGCGGUACUUUACUUAUGUUCUUUUGAAGUGAAGGUAUUUCUAUACAAUAGAAGUUUAUGUUCCUGUCUCGUCAACGAACAAGAAUUAGACAAAGACAAAAAAUACGACGCGUUCAUAUCUUUUUGCCAAAAGGAUGAAGAGUUCGUCUUAGAAAACUUGGUUCCCGGGUUGGAAACCGAACCGUACAAUUACAAAAUCUGCGUCCAUGUUAGAGAUUGGAACCCGGGGGAAUGGAUACCGGCACAGAUAGCGACAUCUGUCGAGUCUUCUAGAAGAACAAUUAUAGUUGUUUCAAAGAACUUUCUGGAUUCUAUCUGGAGUCGAUUGGAGUUUCGUGCGGCGAAUAUGCACGCCGUUCAUGAACGCCGCAGUCGAGUUAUUGUCGUAUUAUUGGAAGACAUAGCCAUUCAUGAGGAAUUAGAUCCGGAAUUAAGGGCAUACUUGUCGACGAACACGUAUCUCAAAUGGGGUGAUCCGUGGUUUUGGCCAAAGUUGCGUUACGCCAUGCCACAUAAGGGUGUGAGAGAUAGAGAGGCGAGGAUGGCAGAAGCGAAGGCGCGCCAAGAGGGACAACGAUUGGCGAAGCAUUUGGCCACUAUCGACUUGCAACUUGCUGAACGGAAGCUAUAAAUACCAAAUGAUUGGGAGAAGAGUCUUCUUCAAUUUAUUGAUAAUAACUUUUUUAUAAAAAGAAACAAAGUAAAUUAGUAAAUUACACUUCAAAGCACAAUAAAAACAUCUACGUUAAUAUUUCCUUCUUGAUCACAAGUUCACAACAUCUUAUUACUAGUGUUAUUAUUAUUAUUAUUAUUCCAAUCAGGGU